AUGGAACUCUCUUUGGACGAGAAAGAGGGCGGUUUCAUGCCAGAAUCGCCUCGAGAGUUGACUUCGCCUGGAGAGUUGAUUUCAACAACCCUCAUCAAACCACAGGCUCGCGACGCUUACGAUCCAAAUAUCACAUUCGAGGAGUACCAUUACUAUUCGAAGAAGACAAGAGAAGAGGAAGAGCUUUUGGAGCCUCCGGUGCUCAAUAUCCGACAACUUCUCUCAGGCAAAAAGACCGAAGAAGGGCCAAUUACGACACUGACAGAGAAAGACUUUUCAACUCGCGAGCGGAGACUUGCAAUCACAGACGAGGAAUGGACAAAUGCAAGCCGUUCGCUUAGGUCUGCCUCAUGGGGUGCCUGUUUCUAUUUGAUCACAACGGAUAUUCUGGGCCCGUAUGGUGCGGGCUUUGCAAUGGGCACGUUGGGUUGGGGACCAGGCAUUGCCUUCUACACUGUUUUCGGAUUCAUGGCCGGAUACUCUGGAUAUCUCCUUUGGCGCGUCUUCCUCGGCGUGGACAGCUACGAGUUCCCGGCCAAGAACUAUGGUGAUCUCGGAUUCCGGACGCUUGGUCGGUACGGUCGCCAUCUUACAAAUGUCUCUCAGGCGAUUUCGCUACUCUUGCUUGUGGGCCAAGUCACAAUCGGAUUUGGCGAAAACAUCUCUCAAGUAUCACAGUUCCGACUCUGCUAUGUUGUCUGUCCCGUCAUCUUUGCUUGUGUCGGCUUCUUUGUUUCUCAGAUCAGGACUCUCAAAGCGUAUGGCUGGAUUGCAAAUCUCGCAGUGUGGAUGAAUCUGUUUGUCAUCUUCAUGACUAUGGGUGUGAUGUCGAUGUCUCCACCGAACUACAAAAUUUCCACGCUCGGGUCUGCUGGCAGUGCGGUUGACAGAGCAACGAUCACACCGGAUAGUGAGGGUAACUACCCGCCGAUCAUGCAUUACAACAAUAUCCCCACAGAUGGACUCAUUGGGUCGGUGAAUGGCAUGCUUUCCGGUGUGCUGGCAUAUGCAGGUGCACAGCUGUUUGUUGAAUUCAUGGCCGAAAUGCGGCGGCCUCGAGACUUCCUCAAGGCUAUGUGGGGAGCCCAGUUUUUUAUCUACAGCGUCUAUCUCACUCACGGAUGCGUCGUCUAUCAUCUCCAAGGACAGUACAGCUUCAGUCCGAGUUACCAGGGUAUCAGCGUCUACUCGUGGCAAACCGUCGGCAACAUGGUUUCUUUGCUCUCUGCUCUGAUCUGCGCAGGCCUCUACGGAAACAUUGGAGUCAAGAUCGUCUACAAUAACGUCUUGAUGGAUAUUUUCGGUAUGCCUCCUCUGAAUACCCGGGUUGGCAAAAUUGUCUAUGCUUCCCUCGUCCCAAUUUGGUGGACGAUCGCCUUUAUCAUCGCCGCAGCCGUUCCAGAUUACUUUGGCUUCGUCAGCAUCAUUUCCGCUUCCAUGCUUUUGAACUUGACAUUUACCAUACCUCCCUUGUUUGCCCUUGCAUUUGACAUCCAGAAGAAUGCUAUUCGACCGGAGAUUGGUGAAGGAUUCAACCCGACAACCGGAGAGGUGAUCCGGACCGAAUCAACAAUGGCAAGAUGGGUCCGCGGUUUCUUUUCUGGCGGCGCCUUCCAAGUCGCCACCAACGUUUGGCAUAUUGUGUUCUGCUUAGCAUCACUCUCGAUGUGUGGACUGGGCAUGUGGGCGGCUAUUGUUGGAAUGGUUGAUGCCUUCCAGCUCCCGCAGCUUAACUCGUUCUCUUGUGUCUCGCCGCUCAACCUGAAUGCUUAA
Messenger RNA from Penicillium psychrosexuale, 1773 nucleotides. RefSeq names its product putative amino acid transporter. Gene Ontology annotation, biological process: amino acid transmembrane transport. Gene Ontology annotation, cellular component: vacuolar membrane. NCBI's taxonomy places the organism in Eukaryota, Fungi, Ascomycota, Eurotiomycetes, Eurotiales, Aspergillaceae. The record is from RefSeq and is a predicted model, not a curated record. The coding region runs from base 1 to 1773 and encodes 590 amino acids. Gene Ontology annotation, molecular function: amino acid transmembrane transporter activity. The transcript is spliced from 4 exons.